Molecule: messenger RNA, 1803 nt
Organism: Aspergillus clavatus NRRL 1
Lineage: Eukaryota; Fungi; Ascomycota; Eurotiomycetes; Eurotiales; Aspergillaceae
Product: phenylalanine--tRNA ligase subunit beta
Exons: 9
Coding region: 1-1803 (600 amino acids)
Biological process (GO): phenylalanyl-tRNA aminoacylation
Cellular component (GO): cytoplasm; phenylalanine-tRNA ligase complex
Molecular function (GO): RNA binding; phenylalanine-tRNA ligase activity; magnesium ion binding
Source: RefSeq, a predicted model, not a curated record
AUGCCCACCAUCUCGGUUGAUAAGGCCGCGCUCUACAAGGAGCUCGGACGGGAGUACACCACGGAGGAAUUCGAUGAGUUGUGUUUCGAAUUCGGUAUUGAGCUCGAUGAAGAUACAACGAACUCGGACAGACCCAUCGUCGAUGGAAAGCAGGAGCCGCCGCAGUUGAAGAUCGAGAUCCCGGCUAACCGAUAUGAUUUGUUAUGUUUCGAGGGCAUUCAGCUUAUGCUGAACAUCUUCCUGGGCCGGAAGGCCCUCCCCAACUACCGGACGAUUGAGCCUGCCAAUGGGCAACUGGAGAAGAUCAUUGUCAAGGAGGAUACCAUGAAAGUCAGACCCUUGGUCUCGGGAGCCAUCCUGCGCAAUAUCAAGUUCGACAAAGCUCGCUAUGAAUCUUUCAUUGCUCUGCAAGACAAACUCCACCAGAACCUCGCCAGGCAAAGAACGCUCGUGUCGAUCGGUACUCAUGAUCUGGAUACUAUCCAGGGCCCUUUCACUUACGAGGCUCUGCCACCUAAAGACAUCAAAUUUGUGCCCUUGAACCAAACGAAAGAGUUGAACGGCGAGGAAUUGAUGGCAUUCUACGAGAAAGACAAGCACUUGGGCAAAUUCCUCCAUAUCAUCCGGGACUCGCCAGUCUACCCUGUCAUCUACGACUCGAAGAGAACCGUUUGCUCUUUGCCACCCAUCAUUAAUGGUGAUCACUCGAAGAUUACCCUUGAUACCAAGAAUGUCUUCAUUGAGAUCACAGCUAUUGAUAAUACAAAGCUGGAUAUCGUGACCAAGAUCAUGAUUACGAUGUUCUCUCAGUAUACUUCUGAGCCAUUUACUGUCGAACCCGUCCAGAUUGUCUCUGAACACAACAAUGAGACCAGAAUCGAGCCUGACAUCGUUCCCCGCACUACACAGGCGGAGGUUUCUUACAUCAACCAGUGCUGUGGACUGGAGCUUUCGGCGGAGGAUAUCUGCAAGCUUCUGACCAAGAUGGCUUAUCGGGCACGUCCGUCCGCAUCAUCCCCCGAUGUCAUUGAUGUGGACAUCCCUCCUACUCGCGCCGACGUCCUUCACCAAGCAGAUAUCAUGGAGGAUGUUGCUAUUGCCUACGGUUUCAACUCUCUGCCGCGAUCCUUCCCAAGCAAGUCCGGUACCAUCGCUCAGCCUCUGCCCAUCAACAAGCUCACCGAUAUUGUUCGGAUGGAGGCCGCAAUGGCCGGCUGGUCCGAGGUCCUGCCUUUGAUCCUGUGCUCUCACGACGAAAACUUCGCUUGGCUCAACCGCAAAGACGACGGCAACACUGCAGUCAAGCUGGCGAACCCCAAGACCCUCGAGUUCCAGGUCGUACGCACAAGCCUGCUGCCUGGUCUGCUCAAGACCAUCCGCGAAAACAAGCACCACGCAGUCCCCAUCAAGAUCUUCGAGGUUAGCGACGUGGCCUUCAAAGAUCUGGCCUUGGAACGGAAGAGUCGCAACGAGAGACACUUCGCGGCGGCUUGGUACGGCAAGACGAGCGGUUUCGAGGUUGUGCACGGUCUGCUGGACCGCGUCAUGGCCAUGCUGAAGAGCGCCUUCAUCACCGGCGAGGAGGGUCUCGAGAACCCCGCCGUCAGCGACUCACAUUACUGGAUCGAGGAGCUCGAUGAACCCACCUACUUCCCCGGCCACGCGGCGUCCAUCCACCUCCGCAUUGCCGGCAAAGACCACGUUAUUGGUGCCUUCGGCAUCCUGCACCCGACAGUCUUGGAAAACUACGACCUAAAAUACCCCGUGAGUACUUUGGAGGUCAACAUUGAAGCUUUCCUGUAA